Drosophila nasuta is the source of this 2846-nucleotide messenger RNA. RefSeq names its product Lysine demethylase 3 (gene Kdm3). The coding region runs from base 107 to 2722 and encodes 871 amino acids. Gene Ontology annotation, cellular component: histone deacetylase complex; chromatin. The record is from RefSeq and is a predicted model, not a curated record. Gene Ontology annotation, biological process: regulation of transcription by RNA polymerase II. Gene Ontology annotation, molecular function: histone H3K9 demethylase activity; transcription coregulator activity; chromatin DNA binding. The transcript is spliced from 2 exons. NCBI's taxonomy places the organism in Eukaryota, Metazoa, Arthropoda, Insecta, Diptera, Drosophilidae.
GAAAAGUUGAAUUUUGUUACAGAAAUAAUUCGACAUCUAAAUGCUAAUAAAUUGUAAAACGAAUGUGCUAGUGUGCUGGUAAUAUUCAACAAUAAAACUGUGAGCAAUGUCACAAACAGCAGAUAAUCUAAGUCUGGCAACGCUGCCCGAUAAUGGUCGCAAGCGCGCCUUGUCGAAUGCUUCGCUCUCGUCAACACGCCCGGAACCAAAAUCCAUUAUUGAGAUCCGCAUAUCGAAUGAAAGCUGCAGCAGCAAUAAGCGUGCUAAUUUGGAACAACAACAACCGCAACAACAAGCACAAGCAGAUGAUGCAACAAGUGGAAGGGGCAACAUGGAACAACAGCAGCCGAAGCUACAAGAAAGCAAUGCCAUUGAACUGACCGCUGAAGAGCAGCAGCUGGAUCAAGAAUAUCGCGCCAAUUGUAGCAUCUUCUUGCAGCACUUGCCUUGCUUUAAGCUGCAGGAAUCCAAGACCCCGAAGUGCCGCGAGUGUCGUCGUCGUCAUGGGCUGCAAGCUGCCACACUAAGCAGCGGCAACAUUAGCAGCAGCAACAACAACAGCAGUAACAGUAAUAACAAUGACAUCUACUGUCGAUUCUACGAGUUUCGUCGUCUGCAGUACAACGAGGCAGGAGAACUGAGCGUGGCAGGCUUUCCCAAUCCGUAUCAGGAGCCGACCAGCGAUGAUUAUAGCAUUUGGCAGCCCGACGGUAAAACGGCGCCUACAGCGGGCUAUAUGGAUAUCCAAGUAUGUCGCUACAUUUUGCUGCAUGCUGGCGAUCAGUUUUGCUACUUGUGGCGCCAGGAGGCGGAGGCGUUGAAGCUGCACGAGAAUCCCGAUGGCACGAUUGCAUGGAAGAAGGCGGUGCAAGGGAUUCGAGAGAUAUGCGAUGUGUGUGACACUACGCUCUUCAAUUAUCACUGGACGUGCAACAAGUGCGGCUUUGGUGUGUGCAUCGAUUGCUUCAAGGAUCGCAAGGAAGGACUGCAGGUGAAGCGGCGCAUUGAGACCCAACGUGGAAACGACGAGCAUCAAUGGUUGCUCUGCACCGACGAAAAGCAGCAGAAGCAUUCGCUGUCGGAACUGAUGUUGACCCAAAUCAUAGCUGGGGAUGCACUUAAUGUGCUUGGACGUUUGUUGCACGAGGUACGCAUGCUGUGGCAGGUGCCGCAGGUUUGCGGCUGUUUGCUAAGCAAGCAGCAGGUCAAGGACGAGGAUCUGACUCAGUUUAUUGAGGAUAUGAUCAAGGAGUCGCAGCUAAAACAACAGACGAGCGCCUCCUCCCUGGCAACGGCGCAAACACUGCAACAACAGCAACGUUUGGAGCUGUUGCAUGCCAAGAAAUUGGAGUUUGCUCGGCAGCAUGGCAUUGACUAUGUACCAGGGCGUGUGUGGACCAAGGAGACACUCGGCAAGGAUCCCAUAACGAGCGCUUUUGACAAUUUCAAGCACAUUAACUUUUUGCGCAAAGGUCUCGCGGGAUUGCGUCGUUUCCUGCCACCACGUGCCAUGACGCUGGCACACUCGACGCAACUGGCGCCUGGCGUGCCACACGAGUGGCUCUGUGAUGGCAAACUGUUGCGUCUCACGGACCCCAUGCAUCCGGACAAUCGCGUGCUUUACCAGGAGGUGUGGAAAUGUGGACAGCCUGUGAUGAUCUCGGAAGUGGCGCGAUCACUCAAUUUGGAUUUGUGGCAUCCGCAGGCGUUUUGUCGCGACUUUGGCGAUAAGCCCAACGAUUUGAUCAAUUGUCUCAAUGGCAAUCUGGUGCCCAAUCAACCAAUGCGUCACUUCUGGGAGGGAUUUCAAUGCAUGCAUAAGCGUCUGCUGGAUGCCAAUGGCAAGCCCAUGCUUCUCAAGCUAAAGGAUUGGCCACCAGGCGAUGAUUUCGCCGAGAUCUUGCCCACACGUUUUGCGGAUCUGAUGCGUGGAUUACCCAUGCCGGAGUAUACUUUGCGCACCGGCAAUCUUAACAUUGCCAGCUGCUUGCCCAAGAUGUUUGUGCCACCUGAUUUGGGGCCCAAAAUGUACAAUGCCUAUGGCUCGGCACUGCAUCCGGAUAAAGGCACCACCAACUUGCAUCUGGACAUCUCAGAUGCCGUCAAUAUUAUGGUCUAUGUGGGCAUCCCCACAGAUGAGGAUAGCAAGCCACAGCUGGCGGCCACUCAGCGUGCUAUUGCCUUGGGUGGCUGUGAUUAUAUCACGCGAGCACGCUGCCAAUCGCCGGAUGUGUUGCCAGGCGCAUUGUGGCACAUUUUUCCGGCACGCGAUGCGGACAAAAUACGUGAUCUGCUGAAUCGCGUCACCUUGGAGAAAGGCUUUCGCCUCGAACCGGAUCAUGAUCCCAUACAUGAUCAGAAUUGGUAUCUGGAUGAUAAGUUGCGUGCUCGUUUGUUCAAGGAGUACGGCGUGGAGGGUUAUCCCAUUGUCCAGUGUCUGGGCGACGCUGUUUUUAUACCAGCUGGUGCUCCGCAUCAGGUGCAGAAUCUCCAUAAUUGCAUCAAAGUUGCCGAGGAUUUUGUGUCGCCAGAGAAUAUUACGCAUUGCUAUCAUCUCACACACGAGUUCAGACGACUCUCGCACUCGCACACCAAUCAUGAGGAUAAGCUACAAAUUAAGAAUAUCAUCUAUCAUGCCAUCAAGGACUGCUGCACCAUUUUAACACGCGCGCUGGAGGAACGCAUUGACCAGGAAACUGCCAAGUUACAGAGCGGAGUUUGAAUGCUCUUAAGCUUAGAUAUUAUAUGCCACAACUCAUAAUCUGUGCGCUAUUCAAACCAAUCAUGUAUUACCAUAAGUACUUAAUAUAUUAAUAAAAGUAACCGAGUCUUUCCUGAAUGGAAGC